Messenger RNA from Vombatus ursinus (common wombat), 1359 nucleotides. It is a transcript of the gene FGF5, whose product is annotated as fibroblast growth factor 5. Gene Ontology annotation, biological process: positive regulation of gene expression; fibroblast growth factor receptor signaling pathway; cell differentiation. The record is from RefSeq and is a predicted model, not a curated record. Gene Ontology annotation, molecular function: growth factor activity; fibroblast growth factor receptor binding. The coding region runs from base 151 to 972 and encodes 273 amino acids. The transcript is spliced from 3 exons. Lineage: Eukaryota; Metazoa; Chordata; Mammalia; Diprotodontia; Vombatidae. Gene Ontology annotation, cellular component: cytoplasm.
UCCACCUCCCCUCCCCUCUGAGGAUAUGUCCACCGAGUGCAGAGAGGGGGGCAGGAUAGGCACGCAGCCGCCGCCACCGCAGUCGCACCGGGGCCAAGGAUCCCGGGAAGACCCUCGCAAGAUGCUCUUAGGACUCCUGGGUCUGGAAGAAUGAGCUUGUCCUUCCUCCUCCUCCUCCUCCUCUUCCUCGGCCACCUGAUUCGCAGCUCCCGGGCUGAAGAGAAGCAACUCCUUGCCAAAGCGCAACUAGGACCCACAGCCAGUCAUCGGAAUCGAGGGGGCAGCGGUAGCAGGGGCAGAAACGGCACUUCUUCCUUGGCUUCUUCCUCAUCUGCCUCCUCUGCCUCCUCCUCUUCUGCCCUGGGAAUGAAAGGCCGCCACUCGGAACGGAGCAGCUUUCAGCGGAGCGCAUCGGGGCGCCGGACUGGCAGCCUCUACUGCAGAGUUGGUAUCGGUUUCCAUCUGCAGAUCCAUCCGGAUGGCAAAGUCAACGGCUCCCACGAAGCCAAUAUGCUAAGUGUUUUGGAAAUAUUUGCUGUGUCUCAGGGGAUUGUAGGAAUACGAGGAGUUUUCAGCAACAAAUUUUUAGCGAUGUCAAAAAAGGGAAAACUCCAUGCAAGUGCCAGGUUUACAGAUGAUUGCAAAUUCAAGGAGCGGUUUCAAGAAAACAGCUAUAAUACCUAUGCCUCAGCCAUCCACAGGACAGAAAAGACUGGAAGAGAAUGGUAUGUGGCACUGAACAAAAGAGGUAAAGCCAAAAGAGGCUGCAGCCCAAGGGUCAAACCCCAACAUAUUUCUACCCAUUUCCUUCCCAGAUUCAAACAGUCAGAGCAGCCAGAACUUUCUUUUACAGUCACUGUUCCAGAAAAAAACAAGCGACCUCCUCACCUGGUCAAACCAAAGGUCCCCCUUCCUACACCUCGAAAGAAGCCAAAUACAGUCAAAUAUAGACUCAAGUUUCGCUUUGGAUAGCAGUCGGUGUUGUGAGGAGACUUUUUUUUUCUCUUCAGUCGUUGCUAUGGGUAUCUUCAGAGUUCUAGGCCUAGGAUUGCAGGCCGAGCUGCACUUUUCUCCACUAAGGACGUGCAGGGAGGUAACAAUUUAUAUCUCUAGACCCAAGCAAUGCUGCUGUUUGACGGUGAGGAAGAGUGCUAACUCAAGUGAUGCUCUUAGCAGGAAUCUAAAGGGAAGAAGGUGGCUUCAAAUCAGUGAAAUGGAAAACCUUUUGUUGGCUUAAUUCUCAAUGGCAUUUGGACCUCUGUUUUCAGGAUUGGACUGUGUAUUUUGAUGAUUUUUACAAAACAACUUGAAAGAACAUACACAGAACAUUUUUAUUUUUAUUUUCCAAAGAAUAUUUUG